Molecule: messenger RNA, 580 nt
Organism: Drosophila guanche
Lineage: Eukaryota; Metazoa; Arthropoda; Insecta; Diptera; Drosophilidae
Exons: 3
Coding region: 29-580 (183 amino acids)
Source: RefSeq, a predicted model, not a curated record
GUGGACACUGAUUUGGAUUAUCGCCUGUAUGGCCAGCUUCCUGCAGACUCCGCAGCCGGCAGCAGCGGCCAACCUUUUGCCAAGCGCCAACUUCGUGGAGAUGACCCGAAUGGAUUGCGUGGGGAAUCCCACCUACUUUGCCCAUCUAAAUUGCAAGAUUUUGCCACCGCUGAACAGGACCUUGGAGUUCUCUGCCGAAGUUGUGAAGAGUCUUCCCGCAUUGACUGGCUACCUCAGGGUAUCCCUGCCCAACCCGAAGAAGGUAUUCACCCAGAUAUUCGACAUCACCUUCGACGUGUGCAAGGCUAUUCGGGAUCGCAAUCGGAGACUGCUGAUUGAUUUUUUGGUUCGAACCUUGGCCCGAAACAGCAAUGUUGUCAUGCGCUGCCCCUUCCCAAAGGGUAACUACUACUCGAAGAACAUAUCGGUGAACGACCUCCCGCCCAUGUUAACCGAGAACGAUUUCAUGGCAAACUUUGACCUCUUCAUACCCAAAGUGGCCGUCUUGUUGAAUGUGACUCUGCAGGGGCACCUCUUUGACACUGCCAAGGAGAAUGCCAGAAAAAAGAAAUAUCUUUAA